GCAUGUGACCAAAGCAAGAUGGCGGCCGCCAAGUUCCAUUUUUCCCAGGAAGCUCCUUCCGACGCCCUGCUGUCGGAUAUGCAGACUCUCAAUAAGUUCCAGGACGAGCAAUUUUCCCAGCUUGUCUCCAUCAUCUUCUCAUUUCUAGUGGAACCCAGCAAGUCCGCCCGAAUGCUGCAGCAGCUGGAUGAGUUUGCAGAGCAUCAUGGGAUCAGUGCAGGGCCACUCAGGAACGUGGUGAAGAGUGUUCUCUCAGUGCUGAAUGGUGCCCUGAGAAGAAAUCUUACACCAGCCCUUCUUAAGGAAGACUUGACCAACCUUGGUGUGACAGAAGAAAGAGCAUCAAACCUAGAAAGUCAGUGGAAGUCUAACCUGGCCGCCCUGUCCAGAAUGGCCAUGGGUCAAACCCUGAUGGUCAACCAACUGGUGGACAUGGAGUGGAAGUUUGGGGUGACAGCGGCUAGCAGUGAGGUGCAAAAAGUGGGCAACACGUUCUUACAAUUGAAACUAGUGGUGAACAAGGGAGACAGGACAGAAAACGUUUACAUGGAGUUGACGCUCCCACAGUUCUACAGCUUUCUACAUGAAAUGGAAAAGGCCAAAUCAAGCCUGGAGUACUUCACUUGAAAGCCUCCAGGGGGCGUUUUUGUACCUUCAUUCUUGUAAUUCUAUUGAUUGAAUUAUCCUAUCAAAGAGGGGAUAGAGCAGAUGUCUUCUUGUGUAAUUCACUUAACCCUGUCUCUGCCAACUAACCUGGUAACCACUGCAGAUUUGUUGCCAAAAGGCUUCCUUAGAAGGCUGUGGGUUAAGGAAAUAAAACAGAAACAGUGGAGACUUAAGAAUUUAUGUUAUAAGAUAUUUGCUGAUGUUUCCUAAAAAGAGUCAUCAUUACAACAAAUUAUCACAUUUUUGUUACUAUAUUGCUUUAGAUUGCAUAUUGUAUGAUGUAUAGGAGUAA
This is a messenger RNA of Branchiostoma belcheri (Belcher's lancelet), 958 nucleotides long. Its product is annotated as COMM domain-containing protein 7-like. The transcript has 10 exons. The record is from RefSeq and is a predicted model, not a curated record. Bases 19 to 627 code for a protein of 202 amino acids. NCBI's taxonomy places the organism in Eukaryota, Metazoa, Chordata, Leptocardii, Amphioxiformes, Branchiostomatidae. Gene Ontology annotation, molecular function: NF-kappaB binding. Gene Ontology annotation, biological process: tumor necrosis factor-mediated signaling pathway; negative regulation of DNA-templated transcription.